GGGCAUUUCCAGCGUACGGAUGCUUUGUUGGAGGAAGUGAAGUCUCAAACAAAUCAUGAGUUUCCACUACGGUCAGGGCUAUCCAGGAGGAGGCAACCCACCAGCGGGUAAUCCAUACGGAGCAGGCAGGGGUGCUUAUGGGUCUCCUUCAGGACCAUAUGGAGGUAGUGCUGGUUCAGCAGGAAGUCCCUAUGGUGGUUAUGGAGCCCCAGGUCACAAUGGGCAGUAUGGGCCUGGACCUACUGGUGCACCUGGAGGUUACGGGGGACAGCCUUACAGAGGACCCCAUGCUCCUGCAGGGAACGUCCCUCCCGGUGUCAACCCAGAGGCGUACCAGUGGUUCCGAACCGUCGACACGGACCAGAACGGGUCCAUCAACAUAAACGAGCUGAAGCAGGCUCUGGUCAACUCUAACUGGUCCACCUUUAACGACGAGACGAGCCUCAUGGUGAUCAACAUGUUUGACAAGACGCGGUCGGGUCAGAUAGACCUGUUUGGUUUCUCAGCUCUGUGGGACUACCUGCAGCAGUGGAGGGGGCUGUUCCAGAACUACGACCGGGACCGCUCCGGGUCCAUCAGCAGCACUGAGCUGAGCCAAGCCUUGGCCCAGAUGGGCUACAACCUCAGCCCCCAGUUUUCAGAGUCCCUGGUGCAGCGUUUCGGCGUGAGGGGCCUCGGCAUACAGCUGGACCGCUUCAUCCAGGUGUGCACACAGCUGCAGAGCAUGACGCAGGUGUUCAGGGAGCAAGACACGAGCAGGACGGGCAACAUCCGCCUCAGCUACGAAGAGUUCCUCUCUGGUGCCAUCACAAGGCUCAUGUGAGCCCCCUUUACUGGGGGGUCGGGUCAAGUCUGCCAAAGCUUUACCAGGAAGUCUGGAGGAAGUGGCAACCAGCCGAGGCUUUUUAACGUCGCCAGACAACUUCCAUGGUGUUGAUUGUUUACAGAACCAGAGCUGGGUGUUGGAACUGGUCCAAGUUCAAAGCCGAGUUAGAACCAUGAUUAUUUACAAGUUCAGGAGAGAUGGAGGACGUGAGCUGCAGCAGAACAUUUGCUUUUUAACUUGAUGAAGCUUUAAAAUCAGUGUA
Nematolebias whitei (Rio pearlfish) is the source of this 1088-nucleotide messenger RNA. RefSeq names its product penta-EF-hand domain containing 1 (gene pef1). Gene Ontology annotation, biological process: COPII vesicle coat assembly. The coding region runs from base 56 to 823 and encodes 255 amino acids. The record is from RefSeq and is a predicted model, not a curated record. Gene Ontology annotation, molecular function: calcium ion binding. NCBI's taxonomy places the organism in Eukaryota, Metazoa, Chordata, Actinopteri, Cyprinodontiformes, Rivulidae. The transcript is spliced from 5 exons.